This is a messenger RNA of Agrilus planipennis (emerald ash borer), 1025 nucleotides long. RefSeq names its product protein tipE (gene Teh2). NCBI's taxonomy places the organism in Eukaryota, Metazoa, Arthropoda, Insecta, Coleoptera, Buprestidae. The transcript is spliced from 2 exons. Gene Ontology annotation, molecular function: sodium channel regulator activity. Gene Ontology annotation, biological process: regulation of sodium ion transport. The record is from RefSeq and is a predicted model, not a curated record. The coding region runs from base 61 to 738 and encodes 225 amino acids.
CCAUAAAUUAGAGUCAUCGAAAAUAUUAAAACAAUAAUAAUUAGUAUCAAUAAUGUAAGAAUGACUGUAAAACAAUUAUCUCUAAUAUCUCUUGCGGAAACGGCAAAAUUUUACACGUCACUGUGUCUAGGUACAGUUGCCUUCUUAUCAGUUUUUGCCUUUUUAUUCUUGAUUCCUUUCGUCGUUGAUCCGGCAAUUAACAGUCUUCUUGCCGAUUACGAACCAGAACCAGUGACUUGUGUGACUACCGAUCAUAUUUACGCCGAAGGUCUUCGUAACUGCUCUUGGUCAUCGUGUAGAGAGGGUUGUACAAGGGAAGCAACGAAAUGUCAUCAGAUUUACGUUAACUAUUCUAGACUUCCCUUUCGAGAAUGGAGACCGUGGAUCGCAAUCCAAUGGGACGUUAGCGAUACAAGAUUUCUGAUAAACACCGAAGGAUGCGGUUAUCCUCCCAAUACAAACUGCUCCGAUUUUGCCCGACAAUAUGCUUAUAAGUUUUCCGGCACGCCAUUUCCUUGCUAUUAUAGUCGAACGUACCCCGAAAUUGUUGUGGCCAGAUAUUCAUGGGACGAUACGCUGAGACAUUUGGUGUUAUCUAUUGCAAUACCGAACUUAUUAUUCUUCGCUUCAGUAGGAAUGUUAAGCUACUGGUACUGUCCAGGAUGCGGCACUUCUUGCAACAAAUACGUCCACCAUUUUCCCACAGAAGAUGAGGAGUAUGAUGAUGAUGGUUAUUAAAGUGCAAUAUUACCUAAUUAUAACUUGAUUAAUUAAACCUGGUAUACACAUGUAAUUACGUACAUAAUCACGUAUAGCUUUACAUUGUACAAAACGUUCCGCUGUUUCGAAGUUUAAAGUUACUUGUACUUAUUAAUUAAGAAAAUCAACGAAUUGCGAAACGUGUAUUAGUAAUUAAUAAAUUAUGAUAUAUUUCUUCGAUUCACAAGUGUUUUGUGUGACUUUUAAUUUAACGAUCGCUUGUACAAAUGCCUUUUAAAAAAAUAAAUUAAAUAAAUACCGAUUUU